Periconia digitata is the source of this 2273-nucleotide messenger RNA. NCBI's taxonomy places the organism in Eukaryota, Fungi, Ascomycota, Dothideomycetes, Pleosporales, Periconiaceae. The record is from the annotation of a GenBank genome assembly.
CCAGCCCUGAUUCAUGCCCUCGCUCGCACCCAUUCCAUCUCUCCCUCCUCUCCGCCAUGCACCUGGAAAUGCAGAUGCAAUCAAGAUGAUGGGGGCUGUUCUCCCAUCCUCUCUCUCUCUCUCUCUCUCUCUUUGUGUAUCCGUUGAACCCAAUCAAUACCCGUUGCUGCCACCCACACCUGCAACACACCGGUUCCCGCCGCCCAAAGCGUCUACCUGCAUUGUUGCGUUUUACCAUGCUGCUUUCUGCUGUAUACCUGUAUGAAUGAAUCAUUCAAUCUCCCGUUAUGUCUGCAUGUCUGCAUGUACGCCUACAUUAUUAGCAUCAACCAUGCCAUGCGCUGCUCCAACGCUGUACUGUACUGUACUGUACUGUACUGUACUGCACUGCACUGCACUGGAAGUACCUAGUGCCGGUAGUCUGCCAGUGUGGCAAAUCUAUUCCCUCAUGGCUCCUGACUGUCAGUGAGUGAUGGCUGACCGGGGCUUGGCCAGCUGAUGGGCAGCCCAGCCAUUCACGGCCGAACGCGCCUCGCCUCACCCCAACCAAAAGGCUGAAGGAAACGAAUCUCAUCAAAGAGAAUCAGUCAAUCGAAUAAUAAUGAGUGGAUGAAUGAAUCGGCUGGGCCUGCCUUGGGCCCCCUUGCCCAACCUGCCUCGACAUUCCUGCUCGUCGCCAGCGGUGAUUGUGACUGGGUGCCCAAAAAAGCCCGUCGUAAGCUGCCAAAGGGGCCUCCGUCCAAUGUCCGCCCGCCGUGCAAUUCCACCCUGGCUUGUUGCACGGUCCGCGUUCAUCCGCCCAUGAUUCUCUCCGUUGGCCUGAUCGCCAUCACUCUCCAUCAGCAUCAUGGCCGGUGGCAGCGAAUGGGAAAAACAAACAGAGACUGUCGAGAAAAUUCUGUAAUGUCCAUGGGGCCCUGCCACGCCGGCCCAUGACGAAACCCGCCACCGGGUUAGUCACCAAAUCUACAAACUCGCUGUGCCGCAGCAUGGCCGGCCCAUGAAGGAUAGCCCAGGUCGGGUCACGUUUCGGUUUGGGUUUGCUCGCCCUGCCCGUUCGUCUGUCUGUCUUGUCUGUCUGGCUGCCUGCCUGUUCCGCAAAUUGUAUUUUUGUAACCUUUCCGUCGUGGACUGGAUCCAUAGUUGAUGGCAAGCAAGGCAACAAGCAAUGAUUUCGAAUCCAAAACUUGUCGCCACACUUUGGCCCGCUUGCAACCCAAAACAUCAGUCCAUCCAUCCAUCCAUCCAUCCAUCCAUCCAUCCAUCAAUCAAUGUGCCAGGCGGCUGAGCAAUGCUGCUGCUGCUGCUGCUGCUGCUGCUGUACCCAACGACUAGGGAAUAUCACACACACCCCUUGGGUGAUGAACCACAGCAAAGGCUCCAUAAAUGAUGGGCUCGAUGGAACGGUCCAGCACCCAGCAAGAGCGUUGCCAUGACACAUGCAUGGAUGACACGAGUCCCCAAUAGUCGCUUAGCUACUACCACUUGCUGAGUGAGGGUCCAGCAUCUCCACGCCUCUACCCACCACCCACUCUCUCGCUUCCAGGAGGGACUGUGGAAGAAUUGGAUUCGAGAACAGAAGACCAGCCUGCGCUUGCAUGCCGCCCGGUUUGAUUGCGUCGCCAAUAUAUUGACAAUCAUUUCCCUGUCCCUCUUCACCGUACCAUUUUUCUCCUUUACAAAGUUUUACGCGAACCGGUCUAGCGCCUUCACCGGAGAUUAUUAACCUCUGUUAACUUACCAGAUUACACCACUGCCCGUUCCAUUUACAGACUCCGUGACUCACUCCCUCAGCAGCAGCAGCAGCAGGAGGAGCAGCAACACCAACAGUGCACACGUUUCAUCUCUAUUUUGCCCCGUUCCGUCCUCCAUGUGACCUGCAGGCCCAACCAGCUGUGGAGAUUGAGAUCGCUCGACGUUCAUCAUUGCAACUCUGCCUGUGUGUGUGUGUUGCCAGUCCUGAUACAAGCCACCCUUUUCCUCGCCCUGGGUGGAGGCUGGUCCACUGAGCAGUCCACUCCACCCACCACUCAGCCAUCUUUGUCGACGUGGCCGAAUCCUCGUCCAAAAUCGACAUGGCUGGAUGACCACAGCCUGGCUUCCCUUCGUUCGCAUGACCCUUUCCCCAUACAUGUAAAACCAUUAUUCAUGUCCGUUCGUCAAACACCACACCGACCACUUUCUCGUCCAAGUGACUUGCUUGCACCGCCGCCAAAGUGUGGCUUGCACCAUCCACGCUGCCUGCACACGCACUCGUUUCCAAUUCGGACAAU